Molecule: messenger RNA, 3675 nt
Organism: Agelaius phoeniceus (red-winged blackbird)
Lineage: Eukaryota; Metazoa; Chordata; Aves; Passeriformes; Icteridae
Gene: ADAMTS18
Product: ADAM metallopeptidase with thrombospondin type 1 motif 18
Biological process (GO): proteolysis; extracellular matrix organization
Cellular component (GO): extracellular matrix
Molecular function (GO): metalloendopeptidase activity
Source: RefSeq, a predicted model, not a curated record
AUGGACUGUCUCCUGCUGGCCGUCUGGACUUUACCUGCUGCGAUCCUCGGCGGCAGCUCCAUGCAAUUCCAGACUCUCCCGUGGCUCGGAAGCGCUGUAAAGACCCUUCAGCUGUGUUGCCUCUGUUGCAUGUCUCAUGCGGCAACUUUAACCAGUGACAGCAUCAGUGAAUUGACUCAUGAUUAUGUGUUUGUGACACCUGUCAGAGUGGAUGCCAGCGGAUCGUACAUUUCACAUGAUGUUUUGCACAGUACUAGGAGAAAGAGAUCAACUCAGAGUUCAAAGAGUUCCUUGCACUACAAAUUUUCAGCAUUUGGACAGGAACUUCACUUAGAGCUUAAACCUUCAACCAUUUUAAGCAACAGUUUUAUUGUCCAGGUACUCGGGAAAGAUGGACUGUCAAAUUCUCAGGACCAUGAAAUUGAGCAGUGUUUCUACCAGGGAUUUAUAAGGAAUGAUAGCACCUCUUCAGUAGCAAUAUCUACGUGUGUAGGCUUGUCGGGUUUGAUACGGACGCGGCAGAUGGAGUUCCUGAUCUCCCCGUUACCUCAGCGCCUGGCCCGGGAGCACAACUACACGUCCCCCGCCGGGCACCACCCGCACGUGCUGUACAAGAGGACUGCAGAGGGGCAGGUGCACGGGCCCCCAGCCCGGCCCCAUCCCAAAUCCUCCCCCCGGGGCCGGCGCAGGACGCGCGCGCACCCCGCGCGCCCCAGCGGGUACCGCCACGGAAGGUUCCAAAAGCAGCAUUUUUGUGGACGGCGCAAGAAAUAUGCACCCAAGCCACCCACAGAAGAGACCUACAUUCGCUCAGAUGAGUAUGGGACUUCUGCGAGGUUUAAAAGAUCAUCUGCUAAAAUUCAGAAAAAUGGAAGUCUGAAUGUCGAAACCCUUGUUGUGGCGGAUAAAAAAAUGUUGGAGAAACAUGGCAAGGAAAAUGUAACAACAUAUAUCUUAACAGUCAUGAACAUGGUCUCUAGUCUGUUUAAGGAUGGAACAAUUGGAAGUGAUAUAAACAUUAUUGUUGUGAGCCUGCUUCUUUUGGAACACGAGCCUGGUGGGUUGUUGAUCAACCACCACGCUGACCAGUCCCUGAACAGCUUCUGCCAGUGGCAGUCUGCCCUGGUUGGGAAGAACGGGAAGCGCCACGACCACGCCAUCCUCCUGACAGGCUUUGACAUCUGCUCCUGGAAGAACGAGCCCUGUGACACUUUAGGAUUUGCACCCAUCAGUGGCAUGUGCAGCAAAUACCGCAGCUGCACCAUUAAUGAAGACACAGGCCUUGGACUGGCUUUUACAAUUGCUCAUGAAUCUGGACACAACUUUGGGAUGAUUCACGAUGGAGAAGGAAAUGCUUGUAGAAAAGCUGAGGGAAAUAUUAUGUCUCCCACACUCACUGGAAACAAUGGAGUGUUUUCUUGGUCUGUGUGCAGCAGGCAGUAUCUCAACAAAUUUCUCAGUACAGCUCAAGCUGCCUGCCUGAUUGAUGAACCUAAGCAAACAGGACAGUAUAAAUACCCUGACAAACUGCCAGGGCAGAUCUAUGAUGCUGAUACCCAGUGCAAAUGGCAAUUUGGAAUGAAAGCAAAACUAUGCAACCUCAGCUUUGUAAAGGAUAUCUGCAAAUCCCUUUGGUGUCACAAAGUGGGUCACAGGUGUGAGACAAAGUUCAUGCCCGCAGCAGAAGGAACAGCUUGUGGUAUAAGUAUGUGGUGCCGCAGAGGACAGUGUGUGCAGUACGGGGAGCACGGGCCCAAGCCUGUCCAUGGCCAGUGGUCUGCCUGGUCCCAGUGGUCCGAGUGCACUCGCACCUGCGGAGGGGGGGUCACCUAUCAGGAGAGACACUGCAAUAACCCAAAGCCGCAGUACGGCGGGAAGUUCUGCCAGGGCUCCGGCCGUGUGUACCAGCUUUGCAAUAAGCAGCCUUGCCCAGCAGGCAGCCUGGACUUCCGAGCCCUGCAGUGUGCAGAGUACAACAGCAAACCCUUCCGGGGCUGGUUCUACAAGUGGAAGCCCUACACCAAAGUGGAAGAGCAAGACAGAUGUAAAUUGUAUUGCACAGCUGAAGACUUUGACUUUUUCUUUGCAAUGUCCAGCAAAGUGAAGGAUGGAACUCUGUGUUCUCCAAAUAACUAUGAUGUUUGUAUUGAUGGAAUAUGUGAACAAGUAGGGUGUGAUCAUGGACUUGGUUCCAAAGCUGUGUUGGAUGCUUGCGGAGUUUGUAAAGGAGAUAAUUCAACGUGCAAGUUCUUUAAAGGCCAAUACUUGACCCAGCACAAAGCUAAUGACUAUUACGCGGUGGUGACGGUGCCGGCGGGCGCGCGCAGCAUCCAGCUGCAGGAGCUGCACGUCUCCCCCAGCUACCUGGCCGUGCGCAGCCUGGCCAGCAGGUACUACCUGACAGGAGACUGGACCAUCGACUGGCCAGGGAAGUUCCCUUUUGCCGGGACAGUUUUUGAUUACCAACGCUCCUUCAACCAGCCCGAGAGUCUCUUCGCGGCAGGACCCACUAAUGAGACGCUGGUCUUUGAAAUCCUGUUACAAGGCAAAAACCCUGGAAUUUCUUGGGAAUAUACCCUUGCCAAAAGCAGCAUUGAAAACAAGACAUCUGUCAGGAAGCACAGCUACUCCUGGGUGACAGUGCAGUCUGAGUGCUCAGCGACCUGUGGUGGUGGACACAUUACAGCAAAAGCAAUUUGUUUGGAAGAUCAUCGUGCACGAGUCAACGCCUCCUUUUGUGGCCCAAGGACAAAGCCUUUGACUGAAACCAAGCUGUGCAACACAAACCCCUGCCCAGCCUACUGGUCAGCAGGUGAAUGGAGCACAUGCAGCAAGUCUUGUGGAGGGGGACAGCAAAGUCGUCUCAUUCAGUGUGUCCAGAAAAGGGCUUUCCAAAGAGAGGAGGUGGUGGCCCAUUCCCUGUGCCCUGUCAGCACCCCAGCACAGGUGCAAGUGUGCAGUGCUCAGGACUGCCCACCCGAAUGGAGCCCUGGCCCCUGGUCUCAGUGCUCCAAGACUUGUGGGAGAGGUAUUAAGAAACGGGAUGUCUACUGCAAGAGUCCUGGUUCUCCCAAGGUGAAAAUCUUGCCUGAAAGCAUGUGCAGCACAGAGCCUAAGCCUGAGUCCCAGCAGACCUGUGUGCUCGGACGCUGUCCCAAAAAUGACCGGCUCCAGUGGGUGAUUUCUUCCUGGAGUGAGUGCUCAGCCUCCUGUGGGCCCGGCCUGCGGCAGCGAGAACUCAAAUGCGGUGAGAAGAGCGUCCACGGGAAAUUGGUCACCUUCCCCCAGAGGAGAUGCAGGAACAUCAAGAAACCAAACACCAGCCUAGAGGAAGCUUGCAACAAGGGAGCCUGUCCAUCACAGACAUUGUAUAACAUGGUGUCUGGCUGGUAUUCCUCGCCCUGGCAGCAGUGCACGGUGACCUGCGGCGGGGGAGUGCAGACGCGGAGCGUGCAGUGCCUGCGCCAGGGCAGGCCAGCUGCUGGCUGCCUGCCCCAGCAGAAACCAGCUGUCCUGAGAGCCUGCAACACCAACUUCUGCCCAGUCCCCGUGAAAAGAGAUGAUCCUUCUUGUGUGGAUUUCUUCACUUGGUGUCAUCUGGUGCCCCAGCACGGUGUCUGUAACCACAAAUUUUAUGGCAAGCAAUGUUGUAAAUCAUGUACGAAGAAGAACUGA